This is a messenger RNA of Aspergillus wentii DTO 134E9, 1160 nucleotides long. RefSeq lists its product as uncharacterized. The transcript has 2 exons. NCBI's taxonomy places the organism in Eukaryota, Fungi, Ascomycota, Eurotiomycetes, Eurotiales, Aspergillaceae. Bases 1 to 1020 code for a protein of 339 amino acids. The record is from RefSeq and is a predicted model, not a curated record.
AUGGCAGCAACCGGGCAGUUAGAGACCCAGCAUACCCAGCAUGGAGUUCAUUUGGCAACCGGAAACACAGAUGGUCUAUACAGAACCCUACGUCUACCAGGCCAUGAUGGUAGCUCACGGCGUGCUGCGGCGGCCCUUGACCCUAUCACUAUGAGUGCAACCGCAAAGUCGCGAAAGCAACGAGCGCGCAUAUUUAGCGGCACUAUCCUCCUGGCAGGAACGUUGGCGACUGCCGUAUUGGCAAUCAUAUUGUUGGCCAAUCCAUCAGUGAAACAAGGCGGGAUAGCAACCUUCCCUAUGGAUUGGGGGCACUUGGGCAUUAACGUCGAACAGCGAGGAUUGCCUUUUCCACCCGAUAGCCCCAACAUACCAGGAACAGUAGAAAGUGCCGCCCAGGACGGUGUGACUGCUGUGGAAACACAGGGCAUUGCGGCAGCCUCUGCGAUGACUAGUGCCGCCGAGUCCAUUGCCACAGCAGCGCCACAUCUCCCAUUGGGUCUCGCAGGGGUCGACUUGCCCAAACAAUUGUCUAUCGGCACUCGGAUGAUGUGCGCCCAGUACCGAUCAGACCACCAGAAAUGCCAUCAGCUUCCCAUAGAAUUCAGUCAGAUCUUCCCUGACCCCCAGCUACCACUUCUUGGGGAUACCGUCCGGUCUUUCGAACGCCUUGGGGAGAUGAUCGUAACUAAAGUCAUGGGGGCUGCUCAGCAUGCCGUGGAAGCCGGGCUCGCGCUGGCUGUGGUGGACAUGCUUACAGCCUUCUUUUUUAUCCAGCCCUCGUGGGCGCGAUGCCGUUGGGUGAAGUGGACCAUACUGGUUUUAUUGAGUAUAGCUUGCUUGGCGUGCUUCCUGGUCUCUACGAGCAUUAUCUUUGUUCUGCAGGCCAAGCUCGGGGAUUUGCCCACGAACACUCCCUUUGUCGAAUCCGUUCAUCCUGGCGCGGCCGGGCGGUACAGCCUGGGAGCAACCUGUUGUGCGGUGGUCAUGUUUGGGUGCAACCUCGCGCUUGCCGCACUCUGAAUCAUUAGCCAGGAUGCGCAUUUAUCUUGAGUGAAAAACUGACAGCCCAGCACAACGCGAUUCAUGUACGGGUCACGAUGGUCGGGGAAGGUGAAGACUCAUCCUGUUAGCAAGCAAAAGUACAUCCGGAAUAGAUUGUU